Larimichthys crocea (large yellow croaker) is the source of this 2860-nucleotide messenger RNA. RefSeq names its product forkhead box protein P2-like. Gene Ontology annotation, biological process: regulation of transcription by RNA polymerase II. Bases 123 to 1874 code for a protein of 583 amino acids. Lineage: Eukaryota; Metazoa; Chordata; Actinopteri; Sciaenidae. The record is from RefSeq and is a predicted model, not a curated record. The transcript has 16 exons. Gene Ontology annotation, cellular component: nucleus. Gene Ontology annotation, molecular function: DNA-binding transcription repressor activity, RNA polymerase II-specific; RNA polymerase II cis-regulatory region sequence-specific DNA binding.
UAGACACUCCAUCAGUUCUCUCCCAUCCUCACUCCAAACUGCAUGACUUGGAGACAUCAACUCCUGCCUGGCUCUGCUCUGAAUUUCCGCUCUUCAUCUUCUUCAACGGGACGUGAGCUGGGAUGCCUGAGUCUCCUCUCAGUCCCACGGCAGCCCGUCAAACCCCAGCCAGCAUCCUCCUCAGUCACACAGACAACGGCACAGGAGAGAGAGUAGCUAAUGGGGACUCCUGCAGUGGAGUGAGUGGCGAGAACUGGCAGAGCCUCCGCCAUAAACAGGUGUUCCUGGCUAUGAUGGCUCCGCAGCAGAUGCAGCAUCUUCUGUCCACCAACCAGCUGCAGGCGCUGAUCCACCAGAAGCAACAAGCUCUUGUGCUCCAGCAGCAACAUCUGAAAGAGUUUUACAAGAAGCAACAACAGCAGAUUCACCUGAAGAUGCUGCAGCAGCAACCGAGCAAGAAAGCCAAAGAGCUUCCUGCACAGCAGCUCGUGUUUCAGCAGCUCCUCCAGCUCCAGCAGCAGCAGCAGCAGCAGCAGCAGCAGCUCCUCCGGUUGCAGAGACCCGUCCUGUCCUCGCCUGCCCUCUCUCCAGGUGGUUUGAGUCCUGCAGAGAUGCAGCAGAUAUGGAAAGAGCUCACAAACGGAGCGACCGAAGAUAAAUCCACAUCCAAGGACUCACCUGCGCACAACAACGUGUCGGCAAAAGUCACUGGGAGACGCAGCACUGACCAUCAGACUUCUUCCCCUCGCGGGGCAGAAUGUGCCGCUAAAGCCGAUCGCACCGCCGUGCACACUCUCUACAGCCAUGGUGUGUGUAACUGGCCCGGAUGCGAGUCGGUGUGUGAAAACUUCAGCCAAUUCAUCAAGCACAUGGGCAGUGAACACACUCUGGACGACAGGAGUACAGCCCAGUGCAGAGUUCAGAUGCAGGUGGUUCAGCAGCUCGAGCUUCAGCUCUGCAAAGAACGGGAGCGUCUGCAAGCCAUGAUGGCUCACCUGCACCUGCCGUCUUUAGAAGCUCAGUCGACCUCUGUGCCCGCGAGUCUACAGCCGCAGCAGCCUGACGCGACCGCUGACCCGACCGCUGACCCGCGCGGCCCACAGCUCAGCUCAGUCGCCAACAGCCUGCCCUCGCUGAGCCCGUCAGACUCGGCCCAGGCGUCCCCGCAGCCCGUGCUCCGUGUCAGCUCGCCCUCCCACGGGUGCGAUGAAGAGUCGCCCACUCAGACGUCAUGUGCUGGGGCCAUGAGGCGCCGUCAUCACCCUCUGGUCUACUCCCUCUCUUCGGAAAAUGAAUAUGAACUCUACAAGAACACAGACAUCAGGCCACCUUUCACCUAUGCAACCCUGAUACGACAAGCUAUUAUGGAAACAUCAGACAUGCAACUAACGCUCAACGAGAUAUACAACUGGUUCACACGGACGUUUGCUUAUUUCAGACGCAACGCCGCCACUUGGAAGAACGCAGUGCGACACAACCUGAGCCUGCACAAGUGCUUUGUGCGCGUGGAGAACGUGAAAGGCGCCGUGUGGACGGUGGACGAGGUGGAAUACCAGAGGAGGAGAUCCCAGAAGAUCACGGGGGGUCCGUCGCUGAUGAAAAACGUGUCCUCCAGUCUGGAUUUUAGGGCCGUUCUGAACAGCAGCUUACAGACGGCGCUAGCUGAAGCUUCACUGCCAGGAUUCAAGGAGCGCGUGAGCAGAAAACACCCCGGGAGUCAAAUACAGGACGACAGUCAACAAAACCUGUCUGCACAGUCUGUUUUUAUUAAAGACGAAGCACUGAACCUGAGCGACCAAGAAUCUCUGAUGCCGACAGUGAAACCAGCCGACGUGACUGAAGCUGACCAAGAGCAUUUGUUCGACAUCGAAUGACAAAAGAACUCACACAAUUAUAAUUUGCAAAGCAGUGAAGUAAACCUCUGUUGAACAUUCAGGGAUGUAGACGACAGUUUAUAUUACACCGUCACGUACACAUUUAUUUUGACGUUUCAGAAUCGAGGAAGAACGAAGUAGAAUAUCCUCCUGUGGUUUUUGUGUCGGACUAAAAUAUUUGGUUCAAAAUGUAUAAUGAUAAUGAUAAAAAGGACUUUUAAAGUUGAAUAUGAGAUUUAAAGCUGUACAGCUGCUCACACUUGAACUACCAAGAUAAGAAAAUUAUGUUUAGUCCCAUCACGACGAGCAUCAAAGUCAGAAAAAGACACGAGAAUGAACAAAGUAAAUAAAAACAGAGUAGUGAUCUGACAGCUUUGGGAGAACUAAAGAACAAAUCCUACUCUUUUAUGUAAAUGAUAUACUCCAAAAGGCCAAAGUAAGUGAUUUACAGAAAUAUUUGUUACGAUAUGAUGUAGAGAAUCAAUGUUUCGUCUGUUUAUCGUGAGAGACAUGAAGAAAUCUUACGUUAGAGGUGGUCGAAACAUGUGUAGAUUGUUCCGUGGCUUCUCUCUGUCGUCUUCGUACGUUAAAAAUGUUUUAUUAACGUUACAUUUUUAAAAAGUAAGUCUGUCUUAUGUGUGUUUUCCUGUGUGUAACUUAUGUGUUUAAAUCCGGCGCUGUGUUUCCACUGAAAUAAAGAUUGUUCCAAACAUUCCACUUUUAUAACAUUUUGAGCUGGAUGUUGUGUACAUACUGCUCUGUCUUUAUAAAUUAAAAAAAAAACUGUAAUGUAAUUGUAUGUCCAAAGUGUGACGAUGUAAACUCUGAUUUAAACGUCACACACCGCUAAGCUUUGUUACCCACCACUAUGCUCGUAGACUCAACGUCACACAUUGCCACUAAGCUGGCGCGGUUACACCUGUGCGAGUGUAUGUUGCGUAUUUUACAUGGAAAAUAAAAAACGGUCUUUUGGUGUUUUGGGUAAA